This is a messenger RNA of Amphibalanus amphitrite, 3316 nucleotides long. RefSeq names its product WD repeat and FYVE domain-containing protein 2-like. The transcript is spliced from 7 exons. NCBI's taxonomy places the organism in Eukaryota, Metazoa, Arthropoda, Thecostraca, Balanomorpha, Balanidae. The record is from RefSeq and is a predicted model, not a curated record. Gene Ontology annotation, molecular function: protein binding; metal ion binding. The coding region runs from base 410 to 1633 and encodes 407 amino acids.
CCGUUGAACUUACCCCUGACUUGCCCCUGACCCACACCUUGUACCCACACAAACUGAUAAUCGUGCUGAUAUCACGAGAAAUUUCUGGGUGUGAGGGUUAUUUUCUAAAUUCUAAUAAACGUGGAAAGACGAUUUUUUGUGCUAUGCGAAGAUUAUAGAAGCUGUUUGUGUUGUUUGUAGUUGUUGGCAUGUCAAUACGCAAGAUUGAGAAUAGAUGUCAAUGUUAUCAAGGGCAAGGGUGAAUGAAUAGAUGAGAGACGACUAACACAGAAACAGCCAAUUCCUUCAUUUUACUCAAAGCUAGCGCCGGCCUGUCCAUCUAAUCCGAAGCUGCGUAAAACCAGAGUUCUUCUCCAAAUUGUACUGUCUUCUUCUCGGCCAAGUGUAAGGGCCUCUUUCGCCGCUGACAAUGGCAGCCGAGAUUAAGCCAGCCGUGGGCGGGCAGCGCACCACCGGUGAUCGCAAGCUGACGCUGCUGGCUAAGGUCGAGGGCUUCGGCGACGACGUCCACGACGCCGUCUUCAUUGACGGCGAGGACGGCAUCAUCACAGCGUCAGACGACAAGUCUGUACGGGUGUGGCUGCGUCGCGACACGGGACAGUUCUGGCCGAGCGUGUGCCACUAUAUGCCGUCACCGACCACGUGCCUUUUCUACCACGCCUCCUCCCACCGGCUGUUCGUCGGCCUGGACAAUGGCACCGUUUGUGAGUUUCACCUGGCCACCGACUACAACCGUCUGUCCCCGGUGCGGGACUACCUGGCGCACCAGGCGCGUGUCACCGCCUGUCUGCUCUGCCCGACCAGCGAGUGGACGCUGAGCGUCAGCCGAGACAAGACGUUCCAGUACCACUGCACCGAGACGGGCCGCCGGCUGGGGGGACACCAGACAGACGCCUGGUGCACGGCCAUGCAGUACGACAUGACGUCCAAGCACGUGUUUGUCGGCGACUACUCGGGCCUCAUCACUAUGCUGAAGCUGGACGAGUCGGGCCCGACGCUGAUCACCAAGCUGAACGGACACACGGGCAGUAUCGGCGCUCUCUCUUGGGACGCAGUCCGCCAGUGGCUCUUCUCGGGCAGCUACGACCAGAACAUCAUCGUCUGGGACAUUGGCGGUCGCCAGGGCACCGCCUACGAGCUGCAGGGCCACACGGCCAAGAUUCUGUCUCUGUGCUACCACGCCGGCUCCCGACAGCUGCUCUCGGCUUCAGAGGACGGCUCGGUGGUGGUGUGGAAUAUGGCAGCCAGCCGGCGAGAGACCCCGAGCUGGAACGAGUCGGACGUCUGCCAGCUGUGCAGUAAGCCGUUUUUCUGGAACCUGCGGGCCAUGUACGACAACAAGCAGCUGGGCCUCAAUAGGCAGCACCACUGCAGGAACUGCGGUCGUGCCGUGUGUGACGCGUGCAGCUCUCGGCGCUGCACGAUCCCGCCGCUCGGCUUCGAGCUGCCGGUGCGCCUGUGCGAGCCGUGCUUCACCACAGAGUCGGCGGCCGGCCACACACCUCUGGCCUCCAUCCACGAGGCCAAACACCGCCUGGUGACGGCGGCCAUUGAUGGUGCUCGGCUGCGCUACCUGACGGUCGGUCAGGACCGGCUGGUGAAGGUGUGGGAACUGGCGGCGGCCUCCAGCUAGGAGAGCCGCCAGGGGAGGGAGAGGAGAGGCCCGUAGGGGAGGGAGGAGGGCGUCGAGAGAGGGGAGGGUGACCCUACUAGAAGUGAGUUGCUACGGUGAGAAGCGGUGCCACGGGAAGAUGAUAAAAGCACCUUGCUGAAAGACAUGCUACGGCUGAGUAAGAGUAGGACCGCUGGGGGUUUCCUCAAAGGGAGCUGGGAUUAACUGGCGGGAUCUGAUCCUGAUCUGAUAGAUCCUGAGAGAGCGGAGUCGCACAGGCUUUGGACUGGGCGGUGCGUUGAGUGGUGAUGUGACGCUCUUUGUAUAAGAAGGGAGGAAGAAAAGGUUGAUAGUGGUGAGGCAGGUCGACGGUAAAGGUGUUUUGUCUUCAGGACAGGUGAUCUGAUGGGCAGUUUUUUCUUCUUCACGGUGUACUUGUAGGCUUUCCGGUGGUAUUCUGCUUUACGGAUGGCUAUCAUACGAUGGGGAUAAUCUAUCGGGCAUUGUAAUUUUAUAGACUAAUGGAGGGAAAGCUAGCACUGCGGUGCUUGCCUAGCAUAUUUAUGCUACUCUUUGUACCAUCGCUGCCCACUCCGAGUCUGUGCACCGUUUCAUGCGUUUAUUAGUCUGGUUCAAUCCUCUGCUACCAUUUCUAGCCCAGAAACUCACAGUGUGAUCUUAGACUAGCAGUGUCAGCUUGUGAAGGCUUUGUCCGCUGUCUGUCGAUGCUGUUGUCUGUUUGUGAUCGUCUAGGUAGCGUAGGACAACAGCGGCGGUGAGUUCCAUGAUAGUAGUUUGUGAUUUAGUCAUCCCUACCAUUUGUGCGAGGAACGUCACAGUUUGGCGUUAAACGAGUGACACAGGCGGUCGGCAGCUGCGACCGAGACUGGGACAGCAUGCUUUGAUUCACCCAAGGCCGUUUCACCCCUCUGAGAUUGUUUACCGGUAGUGCUAGUGAAGCGUUCGUAGCCAGCUUCUGUCGGGCGCGUUAUUUUGUAAUCGGCUGUAUUUAUUGCGUUUGUAUCUCGUACGUGCACGUGCGUGUGUGAUCUCGUGUGCCCACGGUGUAUCUACUAUCUGGUGUACUAUAGCCGCGCUGUGCGGAGUUGACUUGCGGUCAAACCGUUUGGCGCUGGGAGAGCUCCUUGGGAAACUCCCGGGAGGCGCCCUGUUCGGGAUCGGGCGCCCCGAGUUUUCGUGAUGCCGGUGCUGCCAUGGCCACUGACGCUCCCCGGCCGUUUUGCGUAGAGUGGCGCGCACGCUGUCUCGCAGCUCGCAUCCGUUGACCAGAACCCCAAGAUGCGGCCGCUCCCCGGCAGCAGGGACUCGACAGUACAGCCGCCUGGUGGCCGAUCGGAGAAACUUGUGUCUGACGAUACUGAGCACAUAUCGAGAAAACGGAAACCCUGGCCGGCGCGGGAGGUCGCGCGGGACUGAGGGCACCUGCCCACCUGUUCGUUCUGACCGUUGACCCCAGCGUGACCCCGGCAGGGGAGACGCGCCCGACCGCGUGCGUCCAGCCGGACGCCAUGUAUUCUGUCUGUGAUUGGCACAAGUUUUUGGAACGAUCGUGCGUUGGCCGGGACGACUUCCCGUUCAUUUGUGGUGUUUAGCUCGCAUGCCACUAUCCGUAAGGUGGAUGGUAACCAAAUAUGUUACAUGUUAUGCUCGUCUAAUAUUUAAAUAUAUGCAAUGGUACAGUUA